Messenger RNA from Hordeum vulgare subsp. vulgare (domesticated barley), 2685 nucleotides. Its product is annotated as type IV inositol polyphosphate 5-phosphatase 9-like. Gene Ontology annotation, molecular function: phosphatidylinositol-4,5-bisphosphate 5-phosphatase activity; inositol-polyphosphate 5-phosphatase activity; phosphatidylinositol-3,4,5-trisphosphate 5-phosphatase activity. The transcript has 8 exons. NCBI's taxonomy places the organism in Eukaryota, Viridiplantae, Streptophyta, Magnoliopsida, Poales, Poaceae. Bases 1191 to 2351 code for a protein of 386 amino acids. The record is from RefSeq and is a predicted model, not a curated record. Gene Ontology annotation, biological process: phosphatidylinositol dephosphorylation.
UUUACUGUACCAUUUAUCUAAUUAUCUGUUUUGUGUGCUUAUAAUAUUGACUUAUGGUAAAAUCUCCGUCUGUUCCGAAAUACUUGAAGUUCAAAGUUUGUCCGAAGUCAAACUUCUUUAACCUUGACCAAAUCUACAGAAAACCAUACAAACAUUACAACACCACAUUAGUUCAUUAGAUUAACCAUAAAAUAUAUUUUCAUACUACAUAUGUUUGAUGUUGUAGAGGGUAGGCCUGGCACAGUGGUGAAGUCCUCCCCACUUGUGCCAAGAGGUCCUGGGUUCGAACCAGCCUCUCUGCAUUGCACUUCGCAGGGGUCAGACUGGGUUCCUAUAAUCCCUCCCUAGACCCCACCAUGUGUGGGAGCUUCUAUGCACUGGGUCUGUCUUUUAUAUGUUUGAUGUAGAUAUUAGCAAAAUUUCCUGUACACUUGGUCAAACUUAAAGAAGUUUGACUUAGGGCAGACCUAGAACAUCUAGUGUUUUGGAACGGAGGGAGUAGUUUAUCAGCAACUCUUUACUUUGUGUGUUUAGUACUUCCAAGUCCAAUAUUUAUUUUUAAAUCUCAUAUACUUCGAACUGGAGGUACACCAGAAAUAUUUUAUGUUUUUCUUGUUCUUGUUUAUAGAUAAAAGGUAUAUACCUGUUUAUCAGUACUAUACAGAAAAUUAUGCAUACAAUUUCCAAAAAGCUAUCACAUGCACACAACAUCUCAUGACCCAAGGGUUGGCGACUUAUACAUUGUCUGCAUGUUUAUCUAGCUACUAACCUUCUACUAGUACCGACAGUAUGCAACUGGAGACUCGCUGGGAACCACCACCGUCCAUUUACUAGGAUCAGGAUGAUGAUAUAUGUGGGCAUGUGGUUACAAACCUGCUUUUAGAUUCCCACAGCUGUGUGCGGCUGCAUUCCAAUAUGUAGUUAGGUACUUAGGUCUCUCAAUAGAAAUGCACGGACACAAUUUUUCCUCUUCUGGUUCGGGACCAUCCUACUCCUGCCUUGGUUUUCCUUGGUGCAAAAAGAACGAUGAUGGUUUCAUGAGAAUGGUGCCUUGUCCAAUGAAGAAACAUGGGACAAGCUAGCAGCCUCCAAUUUGGUUGUUCGGGGAAAUGGACGGUGGGCACUAGUCUUGCCUAGAGAGUUGAAGCAUAUAACAUCUGAUGUUCUUCUUCUAGAUCAUCCUGCCAAGGAUGACGACAAAUAAGAUACUGCAUCACCAGGAGCUACAUGGCCAUCAAUCCAUCUCUGAUGUUUCAGGCAUAGUGGAUGACACCUUGGGAAAGAGUCCCUUGGAUAGGCAGGAUACACUGAAAUACAGGGUGUUUGCUAGUACGUGGAAUAUCGGUGGCAUAGCACCAACAAAUGAUCUGGACUUGGAGGAUUGGUUGGAUACAAGAGCUAACUCCUACGACAUCUAUGUUCUAGGGUUCCAAGAAAUAGUGCCACUGAAUGCAGUAAAUGUGCUUGGUCCUAGCAAGAGGUGUAUCUCUACAAAGUGGAACUCACUAAUUGGGAAGGCACUAAACAAAAAGAAGACACGAGAUGGAGCACAGUUGCAGCAUACGACUACAAAUAGUAGUGCAAUGGAAAGCUUUGCACAAGAGGGGUGCUUUAUAUGCAUCAGGAGCAAGCAGAUGGUGGGCAUCUUCACCUCAGUCUGGGUGAGAAGCAAUCUUAGGUCAUACGUUAACCAUCUGGAUGUGUCAUGCGUUGGUUCAGGUAUCAUGGGCUAUCUAGGGAACAAGGGUUCAGUAUCAGUUCGAUUUAUGCUGCAUGAGACGAGCUUUUGUGUUGUUUGUUGUCACCUGGCUUCAGGUGGCAAACAAGGGGAUGUGCUGCUGAGGAACUUUGAUGCAGCGGAUAUACUUGCAAGGACGAGAUUUCAUGGUGGUGGAAAUAAAAAACUGCCAAAGAAAAUCCUCGAUCACGACCAAGUAGUUUUGCUCGGUGACUUGAAUUAUAGGAUAUCACUGGAAGAGCCUGAGACAAGGUUGCUGGUGAAAGCUAAGAACUGGUCCACCCUGUUAGAGAAUGAUCAGCUAGUGUCCGAAUUCUCAACGGGGCGGCUUUUUGAGGGCUUUCAGGAAGGGGCGGUCACCUUCUCUCCCACCUACAAGUACCAGCCAAACUCUGACCAGUACUACUGGUGCUUCGAAGCAGCACGGGGGGAGAAGAAGCGUGCUCCCGCAUGGUGUGAUCGCAUUCUUUGGCGCGGCAAGGGCCUGAAACAAAUCCAAUAUGGGACCUGCGACUACAAGUUGUCAGACCACCGGCCGGUGAGAGCGGGCUUCUUUGCCGAGUGCAGGAUCAAGGGAGAUGCGGAGGACUCUAUUGGUGGCUUCAUGCGCUGAACUCUGCAGAUAACCGAUGGUCGAGAUGGAUGUUAUGCACCAUUUCAACCAGAGGCACUGCGGUCCCAUCUAAAACAUGGAACAAACACGGACAUAGCAAGCGACAAACCAUGAUGAAUUUUGACCAGAUAUUGAACGUUCAUUGGCAACCAGUGUGCAAUUGGGAAGUAGACUAGUCUGAUGUUCUUAUCAGUGACGCUGUAUAAAUUUUUUGUUCUCUCAUCCCCUUAAGUCCGUCAGGCUUAUGUCUUCUUUAAGUUUCUUUUCUAUUUACCGGGCAAGUAUUUUUGUACACAUUAUUGCUAAAAGAAAUUAGGAGUUUUCCAGUUGAAUA